AUGGAGCAGUCCUUUGAGCUCGCCGAUUCCACCGACUGGAUCGAUACGCCGCUCAACCUCCUCGGACCCCUCGAGUCGUCGCUACGAUGCCAGAUCUGCAAGGACUUUUUUACCAGCCCCGUGAUCACAUCUUGCUGCCAUACCUUCUGCUCGCUUUGCAUCAGACGCUGCUUGAGCAGUGACCAUAAAUGCCCUGUAUGUCGCCAAGCAGACCAGGAACUAAAGCUGCGUCGAAACUGGACGGUGGAGGAGCUGCUGGAGAACUUCAAGAAGGCACGUCCGAGUGUGUUGGGCCUUGCGCGAAAAGAAGCUGCGCGCAUAAAAAAUGGCGGGGAUGACUCCUCGGAACCUUCGCCGAAGAAGCGUAAGGUCAAUCACCUUGAUGAGCCUGAACCCCCCGCUGCGCUCAGCCCGCGACGCGUCCGAACAAGGUCGCGUGGCGCAAAGGUUCAAGCUGAUCCUACGCAUGGGCAAGAGGAAAUUGAGGAGUCAGAUGUCGCGAUAGAACCCGAAGUUAUAGAAGAUAGUCAGGAUGAAGAUUACUCAGACGACGGGCUAGUCCCGUGCCCUAUAUGCAACCGCAGAGUUCGGCAGGACACUAUUAAUACUCAUCUUGAUACAUGCUUAGCAGGAGACUCCCCGAAACCACCGCCAGUCAAAUCAUCUACUGCUUUCGGGUACCGGCAUCCACAAGGUUCUGAAUUAAAGAAAUUAGAGAGAUUGCCAGCCAUAAAUUACAGUCUGUUCAAAGAACAUGCACUGAGAAAGAAAAUGCGCGACCUAGGCAUCUCAGAUGCCGGGCCCAAACCCCUCUUGCAGAGACGACAUACGGAAUGGAUGAACUUAUGGAAUGCCAACUGCGACUCGAAGAACCCCAAAAGCAAAUCUCAGUUGGCUCGAGAGCUUGACACUUGGGAGCGAACGCAGGGUGGUAAUGCUGUCCCGUCUGCGCCGGAGAGGAACCCCGUGACAAGUAAAGACUUCAAUGCGGCGCAGUGGUCUGCCAAUCAUAAUGAUGAGUUCAAACUCCUUAUCGCCAAUGCUCGCAAGAAAAGCGACGCACAAGUAAGGUCCACAAUACCGCGUGUGUCGGAGUCGAGUAACGCAGCUGCAGAGAUUCCUUCACCUACAGUACCCUCUCCGCACUUUGGUACUCCAGCUGCAGAUCAAAAUGACUCGACUCCAUCCGGCUGA
Penicillium chermesinum is the source of this 1194-nucleotide messenger RNA. RefSeq names its product E3 ubiquitin-protein ligase RAD18 (gene rad18). Gene Ontology annotation, molecular function: ubiquitin protein ligase activity; single-stranded DNA binding. The transcript has 3 exons. The record is from RefSeq and is a predicted model, not a curated record. Gene Ontology annotation, biological process: DNA damage tolerance; protein monoubiquitination. The coding region runs from base 1 to 1194 and encodes 397 amino acids. Lineage: Eukaryota; Fungi; Ascomycota; Eurotiomycetes; Eurotiales; Aspergillaceae. Gene Ontology annotation, cellular component: Rad6-Rad18 complex; nucleus.